AUGUCUCCCUCAACGACCCGUAAACGCGCCAUACGCAUCGCAGGCUGCUCCGGCGGCUUCACCGACCGCUCAACCGCCAUAACGCGUAUGGCCAGCGACCCCGACGUCGACGUAGUAAUGGGCGACUGGCUCUCGGAAAUGACAAUGACCCUGCACGGCAGCGGCAAAGUCAAAAACCAAAAAUCAUCAAAACCCAGCACCACGACCACCACGACAAACGGAUCCCAAACGCUCCAAGACCGCAUGAAAACAGCAAUGUACGCAGAUACCUUCCUCCAAUGCUUCGAGCCCGCAAUCCCGCAUCUCGUGCGCAACAAGACCAAACUCGCCGUCAACGCCGGCGCAUCUGAUACCCAGCUGCUCGCUGAAGUCGUUGUUGAUCUUCUCGAAAAACACGGUGCGAGCCAUUUGAAAGUCGCGUGGAUAGAAGGCGAUGAUGUGACGGAGCAGGUGCAAAGUCUGAUCAAAGAUGGCGAGCAGUUUGAGAGUUUGAUGCAUGGGAAGAAGCUGGAGGAGUGGGGUAUGGAACCUGUUUGUGCGCAGGCGUAUCUGGGGGGGUUGUGUAUUGCGGAGGCGUUGAGGGGGGGCGCGGAUAUUGUUAUUGCGGGACGGGUGGCGGAUGCUGCGCCGGUUGUUGGGGCUGCUGCAUGGUGGCACGACUGGCGAAACGAUCAAUUCGAUGAACUCGCCGGAGCACUGGUAGCAGGGCAUUUAAUCGAGUGCUCGAGCUACGUUUGCGGGGGGUACUACUCCAUGUUCAAAGACCUUAUCAAGACGGGGAAGCAUGUAAACAUGGGUUUCCCAAUCGCCGAGGUCGAAUACGAUGGCACUUUCAACAUUGCAAAAGAGAAAGACAGCGGCGGCUGCGUAACAAUCGGAACAUGCACCUCGCAACUCCUCUACGAAAUCCAAGGCCCCCUCUACUACAACUGCGACGUCACCGCCAACCUCACCCACAUCCGCAUGCACCAAGUCUCCGAAGACGUCGUCCGCGUCACAGGCGUGCAAGGCCUCCCCCCGCCUCCAACCACGAAAAUCGGUAUUACCGCCCCGGCAGGCUGGCAGUGCGAAUGGCACAUGUACAUGGCUGGUCUGGACAUUGCUGAGAAAUGCAAAGUGACUGAGGAUCAGAUUCGAUAUGCAAUGGGCAAAAACACAUCCCGCUUCACAACCCUCCGCUUCCACGCCAUCGGCUCCUCCCCCUCCAACCCCUCUUCCCUCGACGCCUCCACCGUCGACUUCCGCAUCUUCGCUCAAACCCGUGACGCGGACCUCGUGCGCCCAGACGUCCCCGACGCAUUCAACCGAUGGUGUCUCGAAGUCUUCCUUCAAUGCGCCCCAGGCCUCUCGCUCACAAACGACCUACGCCAGGUAGUGCCGAAACCGUACUAUGAGUAUUGGGUUGCGUUGCUGCCGCAGACGCAUCUGCCGUUGCGCGUGCAUAGUUUGUACGGGGAGAAGGAAGUGAAGGAACUCGAGGCGCCGCGGGUUACGAGGGAGUAUUCGCGACAGCAGGAUUCGUAUGAGACUUCUGAUCCGGUUGACCUUGCGGCUUUUGGUCCGACGACCCAGGCGCCGCUAGGGGCGAUUGUGGCGGGGCGCUCGGGGGACAAGGCUGCGGAUUGUAAUUGUGGGUUUUUUGUGAGGUAUGAGGAUGAGUGGGAUUGGUUGCGCAGUUUCAUGACAGUCGAGCGGGUGAAGGCGUUGUUGGGGCCCGAAGAGUAUAAGGGAGGGAGGAUUGAUCGGUUUGAGAUUGAGGGGAUUUGGGCGGUGCAUUUUUUGUUGCAUGAGCAGUUGGAUCGAGGGUAUAAUGCUAGUUCCGAGAUUGAUACCUUGGGGAAGAAUGCCAUGGAGUAUAUGCGGGCGAAGACGGUGGAGAUUCCGACAAAGUUUUUGGAGAGAGGGUGGAUUUGA
Bipolaris oryzae ATCC 44560 is the source of this 1914-nucleotide messenger RNA. RefSeq lists its product as uncharacterized. NCBI's taxonomy places the organism in Eukaryota, Fungi, Ascomycota, Dothideomycetes, Pleosporales, Pleosporaceae. The record is from RefSeq and is a predicted model, not a curated record. The transcript is spliced from 6 exons. The coding region runs from base 1 to 1914 and encodes 637 amino acids.